Messenger RNA from Dissoconium aciculare CBS 342.82, 4982 nucleotides. Its product is annotated as P-loop containing nucleoside triphosphate hydrolase protein. Gene Ontology annotation, cellular component: site of double-strand break; Smc5-Smc6 complex; nucleus. Gene Ontology annotation, biological process: double-strand break repair via homologous recombination. The coding region runs from base 58 to 4773 and encodes 1571 amino acids. Gene Ontology annotation, molecular function: damaged DNA binding; single-stranded DNA binding. Lineage: Eukaryota; Fungi; Ascomycota; Dothideomycetes; Mycosphaerellales; Dissoconiaceae. The transcript has 5 exons. The record is from RefSeq and is a predicted model, not a curated record.
CGCAGGUGUGACUUGAGAAACGACAUAACUACGGGCAGCAAUUGCGACGAGCAGAGGAUGUCGUCAAGCAAGCGAACGCGUGACGCUGAAGAUGUGGAUGAUUACGAAGACGGUGCAUCCGCUCGCCAUGUUCAACGCAAACGGUCAAGGGUUUCGCUUGCAGCAGAAAGAGACGGAUCUGUUGUUUCCGACGAUGAAGAUGAGGAGGAGGAUGUGAACGAUGCGACCGCUGAUGGCGAUCUCCGAAGCUCGAAUUCUCAAGUCAGUAGUGAAGACGAAGACGAUGACGACGACGAAGUCAACGAGCUUCGUGCAACACAAUUCAUACAAAAGAGUCGACGAGAGCAUGCAGACAAUAUCGCAGCGGAACAAGGAAUCAUUGAGGAGGUCUUUUGUCGGAAUUUCAUGUGCCAUACGAAAUUACGAAUCAAGCUCGGUCCGCUGAUUAAUUUCAUCAUUGGCCACAAUGGUAGCGGGAAGAGUGCCGUCUUGACGGCGCUGACAAUGUGCUUGGGAGGUAAAGCUACAGCUACCAACCGUGGCGGCAGUCUUAAGAGCUUGAUCAAGGAAGGCCAGGAAAGUGCAGCGUUGUCUGUGAAGAUAAAGAAUCAGGGCGACAAUGCGUACAAGCCGGAGCUUUAUGGCCGAAGCAUUAUCGUCGAGCGUCACUUCUCACGCUCAGGCACAAGUGGCUUCAAGAUUAAGAACUCGGACGAGCGUGUCAUCACUACGAAGAAGGCAGACCUGGAUGACAUUCUUGAUUUCUUUGCUUUCCAACUGGACAACCCAAUCAACGUUCUUACUCAAGAUAUGGCACGGCAAUUCCUUUCGAACAGCUCCGCAGCUGAAAAGUACAAGUUCUUCAUUCGUGGAACCCAACUCGAAACUCUCAACGGCGACUACAAGCUGAUCGAAGAGCAUCAAAAUAACAUGGAAGAGAAGCUGGCACUCCGUGUCGACGAUGUCAAGAUACUCCACACGAAAGCUCGAGAGGCGCAUGCCAAAAAGCAACGCCUUGAUGCCACUCAGAGCAUCCGAGAAAAGAUCGAGAGGCUCGAGCGUAUGCACGCAUGGGCUCAAGUGGAGGAGCAGGAGCAGGCAUUGCGCGUGUGUGAAGAAGCACUGGAGAAAGCAGAGGAGGCAGUCCGCGACAAAGAGGCCGACGCGGAACGAAUUGGCGGGGUUUUUGAAGGUCACAACCAAGCUUGGGAGGCUGCGAAGAGCGGCAUAGACGCUCUCAAGGAGCCAAUACCCGAGCUUAGAGAUUUAUUGGGCCAGGCGAAAGAGAGCUUUGAAAAUAACACCAAAGAGAUAAUGAGCGUACAGGCUGAACAACGAACAAUUCGCGAGAAUCGAAAGAAGCAGAAAGACGUCACAAAACGCCUCGAGGGAGAGAUCCGGGAAGAGCAAGCACGAUUGUCGGAUGCGCAGGGCGAAGCAUAUACUCAGCGUCUUGAAGAGCUCGAGUCGUUGAAAGAGGCGUUUGAGCAAGCAAGACUAGCACAUCAGCAGCACCAGAGAGACGUUGCACCACUCGAGAAGACGCGAGACGAAUGCGCCAUACAAGCAGGCGAUGCUGAUGCUAAAAUGGCACAAGCUCGAGAAGAACUUGAUCGUGCAAAGGGUAGACUCAACAAUCUAGCUCGGGAACAAGGUCGGAAAUUUGCUGGUUACCCUGACAAGAUGGAACAACUGGUUCGUGACAUUGAGCGCGAGACGAGAUGGAGAGCAAAGCCUGUUGGUCCAUUCGGUCUGCAUGUCAAGUUAAUCAAAUCGGAGUGGGCGUCGAUCAUCGAAACGACACUCGGCGGAUCGUUGAAUGCGUUUGCCGUGACGUGUGCAGACGAUCAAAGACUGCUUGCACAAAUCCUCAAAAAGUAUAAUUCGCAAUCGUCAAUAUUCAUCGGCAAUCCGCGGCCACUGGAUACUAAUGGAAAAGAACCAGACAGCGAUGUUGACACCAUUCUUCGUGUGCUGCGGAUUGAUGAUGAUCUCGUUCGCAAUACCCUGAUCAUCAACCAUUUUGUCGAACAGACUGUCCUUAUCAAAGAACAAGAAGCAGCGAUGGACUACAUGUAUGGUUCUGGCCAUCGACAGAAUGUCAAAGCCACCAUUGCCAUGACUAACCGACCUGGGUCGGGUACACGAUACGAACAUAGUCGCGGUGGUCAAAAAUCGAGCCCCGUCAAAGCUUGGGCGGGCGCGGCAAGGCUGCAAGUGGACCGCGCUGACCAAACUCGCAUCCAGCAAGAGCGAGUCCGUGCAGCCGAGCAGGAGUUUGAGACCAUCAAUGAGGAACGUCGCCGUGGCCAGACCGAGCUCUCACAGGCCAAGCAAGCUGUAAUUCGAUGGAAGCGUGAUGACGAAAGAUUGCGAAUUCAGGCGCAGCGGGCAGAAGACGACGUCGAGGCGAAAAAUAAUGAAAUUGAAGCCAAUCGACCACAAGAUGGAAAGCUUCAAGAACUAGAACGACAACUUCAGGAAGCAAAGGACGAACUCCAGGCCGCUAGUGCAUCAUUUGAGGAUUCCGUUGUCGCGAAAGAUCGCCUUGACGAGAUGGCUCGAGAGCGAAAAGACAAAGUUGACAAAGCCCGCGAACAGCUCGAGGAAGCCGAAAAGCGGAUAGAGAAGGCGACUAAACGCGCCGAAAGAAUCGAAUCGGAUCGGACUCGAGCAUUGCACGAGAAGAAUGAAGCUUUCGGCGCCGUUGACUCGAGCAAGAACCACGUCGUCCGGACCCGAAAGAAUCGAGACGAUCAGCAAGAAAUUGUCAUGGAAUACAUCAGCGAGGCGUCGAAGAUCUGCGAUCGCGUUCCUGUCGAUCCCGGCGUCAACGUAGAAGUGCUCGAUGAGCAAGUGAAACGACUGAAUGAUGACUACGAUCGAGCGGAGAGAGAAGCCGGUGGUACAAGAGAAGAGCUAACGCGGGCCUGGUCUGUUGCGCAAACUGAGUAUGUGCAGGCGAAGAGGGAGUUGAAUGACCUGAGACGGCUGGAGCGGAAACUCAAACUCUCCCUGAAUGAACGGCAGCGCCGAUGGACGCUGUUCAGAAAGUUCAUAUCUGUACGAGCCAAGAUCAACUUUCACUAUCUCCUCAGCGAGCGUUCCUUCCGCGGCCGCGUCAUCCUUGAUCAUUCCUCCAAACUCCUGGAUAUCAGCGUGGAGCCGGACAUUAGCAAGACGAGCGACGCUGGUCGUCAAGCCAAGACUCUAAGUGGAGGUGAAAAGUCAUUCUCAACCAUCUGUCUCCUGCUCAGCAUAUGGGAAGCCAUUGGAAGUCCGAUCCGCUGCCUCGACGAAUUCGACGUGUUCAUGGAUUCCGUCAAUCGUAGCACGAGUAUGACGAUGAUGAUUCAAGCUGCGCGACGAGCUGUCGGCAAGCAGUUUGUGUUGAUCACACCUCAAGCGAUGAAUAAUGUGGAGAUGGGUGAUGAUUCCACCGGCGGCGCUGCGCAAUACUUGACAGGCGCUGGUGGUCCUGGGAAUCAAAACAGCACCUUUGGCAACCCAUUACUCUGCCGUGCCGGUGCUGGCACGCCCAAUAUCACUGGCUCGGUGACUAUCGCACCAACCAUCUUGCAAGGUGGACGAGCGGAUGGCAGCGUCAAUUUUCAGCCCGUAACUUGGGGAGUCACCGUCUACCAACCCUCCAAUAUCCCAGCCGACAGUGCUCGUAGCGAAUUGUCUCUAUGGUUCAAUACAAAUGGUGCAAAUUAUUCCGACAAUUACGCUCUUGGCUGGGAUACUUGCUACUUCUGGAUCUCGCCUUUCUCCCUGAAUACUUUUUACCGAGGACAGAAAGAUAAUGGGCAGUGCAAGGAGACAUUGGACGCCACCUGCAUAAACGAUUUGAAAACCGCGGCCCAGACGCAGGCUUCAUUGCUCGUCAAAAACCCAACGCCCGGUCCGAACAGUAACUUGACAAGAAACUCGCUGCCCGGCGUGUGCUCGAUGAUCGCUGUUGCUGUCACCCAAAAUUUUCCUCCUUCGUGUGCUCGUUUCAUGGGAGGCCCUGGUGCGCUAUACGGCGGCGCACCAUCUUUUGGUGGAGCCCUUACUGGUCCAGAUUCGCUAGUAGCCGAGGCAGCGUGCACGACAAAGUAUGGUUCUCUCAUGUGGACACAAGUUGGCGGCUCCGAUCUCAGCACAUACACGAUUGCAUCGUGGUGGGUUCUUGGAAUCAUGACGCUUUUCCUUCCCAUCGCAGAUUAUGCUCGACCUGUGACACUACCGCAGCCGGUCGCUGAGUUGUCUUGUUUCAAGGCAAACAACUUUUCCCAAGGCUCCAUCGUGACAUCCGACCUCCCUCCUCAACCUUCCGUUGCAGUCAACUCGUCCAAUCUCAAUGACUUGACCAACGGAACUCACCCGACAAACUCAACGACUGGAUCAACUAAUUUAGGACCUGGCUCAACGGCUUCGUCAGGCCCUGUGCAAAAGAUGUUGGGCACUGGCGCGAUUAUCGGCAUCGUGAUCGGUAUCCUAGCAGCCUUGGCCCUUAUCGCCGGCAUCGUUAUAUUGCUUCGUCGGAGAAAGGCCCGCUCACAGCCUGGCGCCGCGCCAGAUGCGAGAUACUCAGAUGGCGGGAAAGCCGAAUUGCUCUUCCGAAAUACUUCUGUGGAGGCGCCACACAUGAACACCAUCUACGAAAUGCCCGCACCAAAGCAGAUGAUGGAAUUACAAGUUCGGAACCCACCGCCAGGACCAUUCGAAAUGCCUGCGCAUAAUGAGGAAACCGCGAAUUUCAGUUUCGACCCAUCGUACAAGCGAUGAGAUGACGACUUUUAUGACGAAUAUAGAUUGCGAUUUUCUUUCUCCAGGCGGAGAUUUUUCUUUUUCUGGACUCGCGCACGCGCGUCUUCCCAACAAUUUUUGCAUUCUAGCUUUCUCAAUGUGUCAGAUAUACCCAAAAUUUCGUCUCCAUUUGUCCGUUAUAGAAAUCUUGUCGAUGUUGGGUAGAAUCCAUGGAUACCAUGCAAACG